AUGGCUGACGAAGACAGCAAAGCUGACAGGGAGAGCGCAGGGGAUGAAAGUAGCAUGGCCGCGCCCUCUUCUGAGGGCUCAGCAUCUCAUCCCAGGUCCCCAGGCGUGGUGGGAAAUGACCAUGUAAAGAACACUCCCGACGAACCCCCAAAAGUGUGGCCGGAGGAUCGAGCAAUGCUGCUGCAACAAGCCCGCGACUUCCUGGCUACGCCGGUUAUUCAUGCUUCGGAUGUUUCAAAGAAGAGAGGAUUUCUGGAGUCGAAGGGGCUUACCCAUGAAGAAGUCGACUCUUUAAUCGACGAACCUACGGCAGGUUUGCAUUCAACGCCUCCCCCUGUUCCUCCGAAGACAUACAUUCCACCUUCCCCGCCCUCAAAACUUCCGGGGAUGCUGGUGUCGUUGACUCGGGCCUUGGGCUAUGGUGGGGCGCUUGCUGGGGUAGGCGUGAUGCUAUACCAGCGUUACAUAUUCCCACUUCUGAAUGAUUCUUUCGAAUCUCGUCAUAGUCUACGGAUACAUGGCCUCCAGUUGGUUGAACAACUGAAUAAGGAAUUGACGAGCCUUGCGAAACAAACCACCAUGCAGCCCGCCUCUAAUCAGCUAGACAAUCCAGAACAGACAGUUAACGAAUCAUUAUCUGACCCUUCUCCUCAUUCGGUCGAGAGGCACAUAUCUCCCAGAGUAGAGCCCGAGAGGUUGUGUGCAUCCGUCGUACGGCUAGCCGAGGCAGCAACACAAGACCCCAACUCAACAGCUGCGAUAUCACGGUCUACUUCGUUUUCUCGGACGCUGGAGUCGGUGACUGAUCUGAUUGCAUACAUAUCAUCUCAAACAUACCUCAUCCCUGCUGCCUCUUCUUUCCGACUCGGAACGAUGGGUAGUUCUGGUGGCAGCGUAAAUGUUCUUGGUCCCGCUGAAGAAGAGGUCCGACGAGAGCUGAAAGCACUCAAGGGUUUGGUAUUGAACAGACGGUCAUUUGCCCAUGGUGUAUAG
Cantharellus anzutake is the source of this 993-nucleotide messenger RNA. RefSeq lists its product as uncharacterized. Lineage: Eukaryota; Fungi; Basidiomycota; Agaricomycetes; Cantharellales; Hydnaceae. The coding region runs from base 1 to 993 and encodes 330 amino acids. The record is from RefSeq and is a predicted model, not a curated record. Gene Ontology annotation, biological process: protein import into peroxisome matrix, docking. Gene Ontology annotation, cellular component: peroxisomal membrane; peroxisomal importomer complex. The transcript has 5 exons. Gene Ontology annotation, molecular function: signaling receptor binding.